AUGUAUUUCGUUCCAUUUCUCUUCAUCGCGACCUUGAUCGGCUAUGCGCAGGCGCAGACUCCGAAAGGCUUCACACCCUCUGUAAAUACCAAGCUGAAAGUACUUUUCAACGACACAUCGGUCAAGACACCGGGGCAGCUGUUGACAAAAGCUGAAACCGCGAGCCAACCCCAAAUCGCCUUUGACAGUACCAAGCUCUGUUCAAAUGAGACAUACAUGUUCGUGAUGCUCGACCUUGACGUACCUCCCGCACAAGGAAACACCACACGCCGUGUUCUACUACACGCCUUGAACACGGGAUUCAAAGCAACUCAGCAACCAGCCGGCGGGUCUGAUACUCUCCUCGUUUCGUCCAGCAAGGGACCCGCACCCUACCUCAGCCCUGGUCCUCCGCCAACGGACACCAUUCCGCACCGCUAUGUACAGUUGUUGUUCAAGCAGCCGGAGGAUUUCAGCUUGAAAGCGUCGGACUUUGCGGACACGGGAGCUAGGUUCAAUUUCGAUAUCACCUCUUUCAUGUCGAAGAAUGGUGUUUGUGCGCCGCUGGCUGGUAACUUCUUUACGGUGGAUGGGAGGGCGAACGCAACUGCAGGUAGAACCGCAAGUCCGACCGGGAGUGUAAAGAAGAAUGUUUUGCGUCGUGUGAGGGUGCGGCAGGGAAAACACAAGCGUCAUAUGGGGUAG
Messenger RNA from Dothidotthia symphoricarpi CBS 119687, 684 nucleotides. Its product is annotated as PEBP-like protein. Lineage: Eukaryota; Fungi; Ascomycota; Dothideomycetes; Pleosporales; Dothidotthiaceae. Bases 1 to 684 code for a protein of 227 amino acids. Gene Ontology annotation, biological process: regulation of proteolysis; regulation of Ras protein signal transduction. Gene Ontology annotation, molecular function: phospholipid binding; peptidase inhibitor activity. The record is from RefSeq and is a predicted model, not a curated record. The transcript is spliced from 2 exons.